Egretta garzetta (little egret) is the source of this 3087-nucleotide messenger RNA. Its product is annotated as uricase. NCBI's taxonomy places the organism in Eukaryota, Metazoa, Chordata, Aves, Pelecaniformes, Ardeidae. The record is from RefSeq and is a predicted model, not a curated record. Gene Ontology annotation, molecular function: urate oxidase activity. Gene Ontology annotation, cellular component: peroxisome. Bases 1931 to 2881 code for a protein of 316 amino acids. The transcript has 8 exons. Gene Ontology annotation, biological process: urate catabolic process; purine nucleobase catabolic process.
UAUUGUCAGUAAAUGGCUCGGUUCAUACUAAAAAAUGUCCCUGAUGAAGUAAACGGGUUUUCCCAGUGCACAAGUCCAUGGGAUUGAUCGCAAUAUAAUUAAUUGGGCCACUUUCUUUGAGUGCUGUACUUAAUUUGUUAUUUAUGCCAAUAAUAAGAACUGAGCAGCAUUCUCUUCGAUCCCAUACCAUUUACCAAAAACGCAGCCUGACUGUGCUUAACCCUUCAAAUGUAUCAGGAGGAGCGAGUCUUGCCCACUCGAUUUACAGUCUCAAGUUGGUCAGAAAGGCACCUCCGAAAGCAGGCAAGAAGUGGCAGGAAAGCAUUUUGCCAGAGGAAUAAUUUUUUCCAUGGGAAACGUCCACAUAGAGGCAGAAGAGAAACACAGACCACUGGUAAGCCUGGUAAUCCACCUGCCUUGCCCCUGGCUGAGUGACGUUCCUUAAAUGUCCCCGGCGAAAGUGUCGCUGAUGUCAGAUUACAGAGAAGUGAUUUAUACAGCAAGGCUGGGGAGAGCUCGCCAUGCACGAGCCGUCCCAGCAAUCCCUUCAUUUGAAAUGAAGCUUUGGAAAGGAGGGCAAGAGCAGCAGUUACGGCAGUAGGAGCUGAUCCAGGAAUUAGUAUACGGAGCCUUUCCAAACUGUUUGGAAAUGUAUUGGAAGAUUUAUGCUCUCAGGGUGUCCACAGCCUUGCAUCCGACAAAUACGCAUUAGCAGGUACGCUUACGGAGACGCGAGCAGUUGAGCUAUCAGCGAAUUGCUUGCCAAUUCCCAGUGGAUACAUGUUUUGGCCCUUUCCAGAAAGCCAGCUGAGUGUAUUGGCAAUUGAAGCGAUAUGAAAGUCUUCACUGCUGUCUGUGCACGGGAAGCUUCUCAAGAGCUUGGGCAUUUGUGGGAGCAGACUGAAAGUUAUUUUCCUGAGACCCAAGGAAAAGCAAAUCCGCUUAUACCCGAUUAGGAUUGUCACAUUGUUUGCUCGUGACGGAACACAAACUUACUGCAAAUAAUCACAUCUUUAUUUCUUAAUCACAUCUUUACUUCUUCCCCCGCCGUCCCCAAGAAGAAACCCAAACAACGUGCACCUGCAGCUUCAGCCCUCGCCUCAACGCUUCUCAGAAAGCAGAGUUUUGGCUUUUAUUUACAUGAAAAGCUUCCCGCAGAAUACAGGAAAGCCUCUCUGCCCUCCUUAGGGAGCCGAUCCUACGGCCUUUUGCUCUGGUAGCCCCUGGGCGAGGUGCAAUGAAGGUGGUGGGACGAGCUCCCGAGUGGAAUGGCAACACGGAGGGGCGGGGGGGGUGUGUGUGGAUUUUGCCAGCCCAGGCACUCACUGCGCGUGGGCAGGAACCACAGGCACGGCUGGGGAGCACAGGUGGGAUUGGGUUAGAUAAGGCAAGUGAUUCCUCCGGUUUAGUGGCAAAUGAAAGGGUGUGUGAACACUAAUAAUGAGUAAUUAUGGAAUAUUGCAGGAUGAAACCACUGCAUAGUAGGAACUCACAUAAAGCUCUUGUUAACUGGGUAUAAAACCUGCUGCGCUGCGAGUGUUUGAAAGGGCAUCGACAUCUUUUGGUAAAGAGGAAGCUUUUCUCAGCAGUUUCAGUUCUGCUUCUCCUAUCAGCCUCAUAGCAACCAAAUCCAGAAUCAGGCAAAAGUUGACUAUUUGUCAAUAAACUAGGGUGAUGCCUGCAGAUAGGCAAGUUUCUCUUUCAUUUGAUCACGGCACAUCGGAAAGGAAAUCCCCCAUGUCCUCCUUGCUAAACUUGGCAGAAGAGAACAUGGUUUUACCCGUGCAGACCCCCCUGCUCCCACCUGGGUCAGGUCCCACGUCGCUGGUGUUCACAUGCGUGGCGGCAUGGGUGAAGUGCUCCUCGUCACAGCUUUCAAAGAAUUUCUCAGAGAAUUUGGAUACAACAAUUGCGUUCAUUGAGGAAAUGGAUGGUCAAGGAUGUAGAGGUCCUCAACUGCGAAUAUGGCAAGAACACAAUUAAGUUCCUUCGCCUUCACAGAGAAGGGAAGAAGCACUUCUUUAAAGAAGUAGAAGUGUGCACGCAUCUCCGGCUGACUUCUGCUCAGGAGUACCUGGACGGAAACAACUCUCUUGUGAUACCUACCGACACCAUGAAGAACAUUGUCCUUGUGUUGGCCAAAAAAAAUGGGAUCCCGACUUUAGAACAAUUUGCUAUAGAUAUCUGCAAACACUUCAUGACAACGUUUUGCCAAGUGGCGUAUGUCAAAACCUACGUUCAAGAAGUACCAUGGCAACGUAUACAUGAGCAUGGCGUUCCCCACAUCCACUCGUUUAUAUGCGUUCCUGAUGGGAUCCGCUUUUGCGAAGCUGAGCAGUGCCGAAACGGUCCUCUGGUUGUUUUUGCUGGAAUUAAAGAUCUGAAACUUAUGAAGACAACACAGUCUGGAUUCGCGGGCUUCUAUAAGAAUGAACACACCACACUUCCUGAGAGGCACGACAGGAUUUUAUGUGGAGAGCUCUUCUGCAAGUGGUCAUACGGCGAAUGCAGAGAUUUUGACUUUGAUUCCAUAUGGAACAAAAUCCGUGAAUGUAUCAUUGAAGCCUUUUCUGGGCCACCCGAGUGUGGGGAAUAUUCACCCUCUUACCAGAAGACUGUCAACUGUAUCCAGAUGUGUGUCCUUUCCAAAGUGUCACAGGUACAGGUCAUAGAAGUCGUCUUGAACAACACUUUUUAUAAUGUUGUAGACAUGACGAAUCUAGGCUUGACCAAUGACAAAGAAGUCCUGGUUCCAGUGGAAACUCCUUACGGCUCCUGCGCUUGCACGCUCGCCAGGAAGAAGUUCUUAGAAGCACAAGGCCAUGUGCUAAAAGAUGAGAGGCAAAGUCAGUUUGGACUGGCAGCUGCCCAGGGAAACUAAACCGCCUGGCGACACUCACACCUUCCUGAUAAACUUAACAGAUCGGCUUUCCUAUCAACGUAUACUCUGUACUGGCCUCUUCCAUUGCUGACUACUUUUCCCUCUAUGAACUCCUGAGGUUGGGAUUUCUGAAGGACCCUCAGGAAUUCAGAAAUCAAAGUCUGUCCCUGAAUCUCAGUGUGAUUUGCAGAUUGAAAUCCCCUAUG